AUGCUCUCCUUGAACGGAAUUGCCUUGAUCACAGGCGCAGCUAGUGGUAUUGGCCAAGAAUGUGCACUGGCUUUUGCAGCCCACGGUGCGACUGGCGUUAUCUUCGCCGAUCUCGACCUUUCUAGAGUCCAGGUGAUUGCUGCAAAGAGUGCCAGAAUUGCCACAAACUCUUCAUAUCGUGCUCUUCCAAUAUCAGUCGACGUCACGGACUCGGCCCAAGUCCGAGGCAUGGUCUCUCAGACCCUGUCCAUGUUUGGGAAGAUUGACUACAAUGUCAACUGUGCUGGAGUGUCGAUGAAUACUGCAAUCUCUCUGGAGGAUAUUCCAAUUGAAGAGUGGGAACGGGUCAACAGAGUAAACGUCCACGGUAUUCUACACUGUAUGCAAGCUGUUGGCAAGGCAAUGAAAUCACAGCCGCGCAUCACUCUUGCUGGUCGAGAUCGCCCGAGAGAUGCCGGAAAGGGAUCUAUUGUCAAUAUAGGAUCAAUUCAUUCGUUCUUAUCCGCUCCCGGAACGGCCCAAUACACGACUUCGAAGCACGCCAUGCUAGGCUUGACACGAUCUGCAGCUAUGGACUUUGCUUCUGAAGGAAUUCGAGUCAAUGCAGUCUGCCCCUCUUGGGUUAAUACCCCAAUGAUCAAUGACAAUAAAGAGCUUGCUCAAGUACAUAAGAGGUUGACUGAAGUUGUUCCAUUGGGACGAAUUGCUGAGCCAGAAGAAAUUGCGGAUGUCGCCUUGUAUCUUUGUAGCUCUAUGGCUAGCUACGUGACAGGGAGUGCUUGGAUGGCCGAUGGGGGCUUUACUUCGUCAACUAAGCUUUAG
Messenger RNA from Penicillium nucicola, 822 nucleotides. Its product is annotated as SDR family NAD(P)-dependent oxidoreductase. The transcript is spliced from 4 exons. The record is from RefSeq and is a predicted model, not a curated record. Gene Ontology annotation, molecular function: oxidoreductase activity, acting on the CH-OH group of donors, NAD or NADP as acceptor. Bases 1 to 822 code for a protein of 273 amino acids. NCBI's taxonomy places the organism in Eukaryota, Fungi, Ascomycota, Eurotiomycetes, Eurotiales, Aspergillaceae.